AUGCAUCCACCCCUGCGCAUCGCUGUAUUAGAAUGCGACACCCCCCUUGACUCCAUCAACCGCCAGUACAACGGAUAUGGCGGGGUAUUCCGCACCCUCCUCACAGCGAGCGCGAAAGCAUUAAACCAACCAGAGAAGCUCAACCCAGAGACCGGAUUAGAGAUCACAGCAUGGGACAUUGUGAACGAUGACAAAUAUCCAAAACUAGAAGAAAUCGAUGCGGUCCUUCUAACAGGUUCAAAACAUAACUCCUUCGAAGAUAUCCCCUGGAUAAACCGUCUUGUCGAAUUUACCCAACAAGUCCUCGCGCAAAAUCGCGUACGUAUACUCGGCAUCUGCUUCGGACACCAGAUCGUUGGACGCGCGCUAGGCACAAAAGUUGGACGAAGCAAUGCAGGCUGGGAAAUUGCCGUGUGCGAUAUGGACCUGACAGAACAAGGAAAGAAGUUAUUUGGGCGGGAUAAGAUCCGUAUCCAGCAAAUGCACCAGGAUAUUGUUUUUGAGUACCCACCGAACGUCAUUCCAUUGGGUUCGUCCCCGCGCUGUGCCGUGCAGGGCAUGUAUACCCCGCGCCGCUUUAUUACUGUCCAGGGCCAUCCUGAGUUUACGGGGGAUAUGGUUACUACGAUUGUCGGGAGCCGGGCCGAGAGUGGGAUUUUCAAGCCGGAUCAGGCUCGAGAUGCUUUGAGUAGGGCUCAUAAUCAACACGAUGGUGUUGAUAUUGGUGCUGUGUUCUUGAAGUUCCUGCUCGAGGACUAA
Molecule: messenger RNA, 759 nt
Organism: Penicillium antarcticum
Lineage: Eukaryota; Fungi; Ascomycota; Eurotiomycetes; Eurotiales; Aspergillaceae
Product: type 1 glutamine amidotransferase
Exons: 3
Coding region: 1-759 (252 amino acids)
Cellular component (GO): cytosol; nucleus
Source: RefSeq, a predicted model, not a curated record